AUGGCUGACGCUACACGAGGAGACCGUGGACGCGGUGGCUUUGGCUCGCGCGGAGGAGACCGUGGUCGUGGCCGUGGUGGCCGUCGCGGACGUCGUGGUCCCAAGAACGAAGAGAAGGAAUGGCAGCCCGUCACCAAGCUCGGCCGUCUCGUCAAGGCCGGAAAGAUCACCAGCAUCGAGCAGAUCUACCUCCACAGUUUGCCCAUCAAGGAAUACCAGAUCAUCAAGCCUGUCCAGAAGCAGACCCGUGCCGGUCAACGAACCCGUUUCAAGGCCAUUGUUGUCAUUGGAGACUCCGAGGGCCACGUCGGUCUCGGAAUCAAGACCUCCAAGGAAGUCGCUACUGCUAUUCGUGCCGCCAUCAUAAUCGCCAAGCUCAGCGUUCUCCCUGUCCGUAGAGGUUACUGGGGUUCCAACCUCGGUGAACCUCACUCUCUCCCAACCAAGACCAGCGGAAAGUGCGGUUCCGUCUCUGUUAGGUUGAUCCCUGCUCCCCGUGGUACCGGUCUCGUUGCCUCUCCAUCCGUUAAGCGAUUCCUCCAAUUGGCUGGUGUCGGUGAUAUUUACACAACCUCUUCCGGCUCCACCAAGACCCUUGAGAACACCCUCAAGGCCACCUUCGUCGCUGUCGGUAACUCAUACGGUUACCUGACCCCCAACCUAUGGAAGGAGACCAAGCUCAUCCGAAGCCCUCUCGAGGAAUUCGGUGAUGUUCUACGGGAAGGAAAGAAAUACUAA
This is a messenger RNA of Arthroderma uncinatum, 738 nucleotides long. Its product is annotated as 40S ribosomal protein S2. The record is from RefSeq and is a predicted model, not a curated record. The coding region runs from base 1 to 738 and encodes 245 amino acids. Gene Ontology annotation, cellular component: cytosolic small ribosomal subunit; ribosome. Gene Ontology annotation, biological process: translation. Gene Ontology annotation, molecular function: structural constituent of ribosome; RNA binding. NCBI's taxonomy places the organism in Eukaryota, Fungi, Ascomycota, Eurotiomycetes, Onygenales, Arthrodermataceae. The transcript is spliced from 3 exons.